AAAGAUGGUAGGCCAUUGCCCACUGACAGAUCUGGUGCACCUAUCGGCCCCGACGGAAAACCCAUCCCAACAGACUCCAGCGGUAAGCCCCUCGGGGAAGACGGACAACCGCUUCCCACUGAUGCUUCUGGCAACUAUGUCACUGUUCCCUUGGAAGAGGCGGUUAGCAAAGAAUUACCAACAGAUGCGAGUGGCAAUGUUAUCUAUCCGGUAACGAAACCGGACGGAUCACCACUACCAACGGAUGCUUCUGGAAAAUACAUCACUGAUGAAGGCGUAAUCAUCGAAAAAGAUGAGGAGGGCAGACCACUGGGACCAGACGGCCAGCCACUUCCCACAGAUGACUCAGGAAAUUACAUCUACCCUGUUGUGGGUCCAGACGGUAGUCCCAUUCCCACCGAUAUGCACCGUCGUCCCAUUUACCCAGUCGUUGGAAAAGAUGGUCGGCCAUUGCCCACUGACAGAUCUGGUGCACCUAUCGGCCCCGACGGAAAACCCAUCCCAACAGACUCCAGCGGUAAGCCCCUCGGGGAAGACGGACAACCGCUUCCCACUGAUGCUUCUGGCAACUAUGUCACUGUUCCCUUGGAAGAGGCGGUUAGCAAGGGAUUACCAACAGACGGAAGUGGAAAAGUCGUGUAUGCGGAGACGAAGCCCUAUGAGUCACCUGUGGAAGAGUGGAGCACACCUGCUGCUCCUACAGACGAGUCCGGAAAUUACAUCUACCCAAUCAUUCGCCCUGAUGGAACCCCUCUUGGCACUGAGAAAAGUCAAGUUCUAACGGGUGUUAGUGACAAACCUCUGCGUUAUGUGGCCGUAUACACCGAUGGAAGGCCUCUUCCUACCAAUGAAUAUGGUAGCCCUCUGGGCGAUGAUGGACAUCCUCUCCCUACUGAUGAUAUGGGAAGACCAGUGGAUAGCUCCUAUGUCCCUUAUCCUACAAAUAAUCUUGGUGAAUAUAUAAUCCCACCUAGCAGGCGGCCAUCACAGUACUGUUUCAUAUCAUCUCACAUCGAGCUUAUUGUUGUUCUCGACACAUCCAAUACCGUGAAAGUUCUGGACUAUCGUGUAAUGAAGGAACUUCUCAAAUCGUUCUUGUCAGAUCAUUUCGAUCUGUCACAAGAUAAGGUCCGCGUUGGUGUUGUGAAGUAUGGAGACACAGCGGAGGUUCCAAUUUCACUCGGAGACUAUGAUAAUGUUGAUGACUUGCUACAUCGAAUUAGUGAAACGCGAAGAGUAAAGGGAAAGCCACAACUGGAGUUAGCCCUGAAAGAAGUCGCUGGUGAGCUACUCAUCUCUGGAAGUGAAGAUGUACCGAAAUUUGUACUCCUGCUCAAGAAUGGUCAAUCAACUGGCGAUUUCCAAGAAGCAGCAGAAGCACUGAGGGAUGAUAUAGGAGCUACUGUAUUCAUAGUGGAAGCGGGAGAUGAAGCGAGCUACGGUCAGGAUAAAGAGAUCACGUCUGACGACAAAGUGAUCCGUAUAAAGCAAUGGCGAGGAACCGAUUCUGAAGCGCUGGGCCCCAUCGCUGACAUGAUCUGCAAGAUUGUGCCAGCAGAUCUCUCUUCUGGAAUAACAUGGCCGACUAGAAAGACCACACAAGUCUCAACACCGUCUCGUUCCUGCAGCCAAAUUGAUUAUCCGGCUGAUGUGAUCAUCAUGCUAGACUCAUCCGAGAACUUCUCACCUGAAGAGUUUGACGAAAUGAAAGAAAGUGUUGCUGAGUUGGUGGAUGCUGGAUUUGACCUCGCUCCGGAUGUUGCACGAAUUGGCUUUGUUGUUUAUAGUGACAAAGUCGCUGUUCCUGUGGCUCUUGGACACUAUGAAGAUAAGAUCGACCUGAUCCAGCAGAUUUCCGAUUCAACAAAGAUCAACGACGGUGUUGCAAUUGCUCUGUACGGUCUCAAUGCGGCCAGACAACAGUUCCAGCUGCAUGGAAGGGAGAAUGCAACUCGGAUAGUAAUCAUGAUCACUAACGGAAAGAACAGAGGCAACGCAGCUCCGGCCGCUGAAGACCUUCGAAAUAUGUACAAUGUGCAGCUCUUUAUCAUUGCUGUCAAUGCAGAUAGCGAAGGAUUGGCCACUUUGAAGAGAAUAGCAGGAACCGAGUACCCUGAUCGCGUUUAUGAGGUUGGCACUGCGUUCGAACUCGACAAUCAGAUUGCUUCCAUCAGUCGCCGCCUUUGUGGCUACACUACCCCAGCUCAAAGCUACCCGACUGAACCCACAUGGUUCCACCGCACUACGAAGAGAGAUGUACAAGCAGUUGCGGGAGAACUUUGGGCUACUCCACGAUCGCUGCGUUACCCACCGCUAUGCAGUGAUGGUAUCAAACGACCUUACCAGAUAAAUAUCCUUGUUGAUGUGACAGCACGAUCUUCACCAGAGGAUUUCCGAUUGGUCUUGGAUCAUCUCACACAAUUCUUCCAAAAGAGAUUCGCUCAAGAUGACCACAUGUUAAUGUUCAAUUUGAUGACUGUGAACAGUCAGAAAGUUUUGGACGCGAGAGCUGGUUUAUCUGUCAGAGAUAUUGAAGUGGCACUGAAUGAUGUGAUUCAAGACAGCGAUGACGAAGAAUCUGCAAAACUCGGCUCUGGUAUUGACAGUCUUGUAGAAAUGUCCAAUGAUAACUACAUCAAGGGUUCCUACAAGAUCAUGCUUAUCAUCAGCGCAGACAGCACAAGCAGCGACGCGGCAGUUCCAUCGGCAGAGUUUGCAUCUGGUGACUUCGGACACAACAUAAUAGGACUGUCAGUUCGAAAACCAUCCACAGACUUACUAACUACUAUGGCUGGCGUGGGCACGAGAGUUAUCCACCUUGACUGGACAUCGCCAAACGAACUUUUCAAUAGUUGGUUCGCUUACGCAAUCUGCGAUUAUGUGAUGGCGACUACGGCCAAAACACCUGCGCUGACCACCAAGCCAAGACCAACAGUCACGAAGAGAAUUACCGCAACACCAGCUACUCUUACAGUUCCAACGAAUGUGGAAGCAGUCCCUAUGUCUCCAACAUCUUUCUUACUAACCUGGACUUGCUGCACCAACAUUAAAUCGAACUACACCAUCAUGUACACGCAUGAUCCAUCUAUUCCGUACGAUCAUUGGCCACAAAGAUCGGCCACUUGCAGAGACAGCUUUGGAACUAUGAUCAAUGACUUACCAACCGAUCAUACAUAUACUGUCUGUGUCGUUUCUACGAAUGCUGCGGCUCCAUUUGACAAAGACAGCUGCACAGAAGUGACAAUCAACAAGAAUACAACAGUAGAGGAACAUCAACCAUUAGAUAUUGCUCCUUGUAAUUGUCUCUGUACGCAAGGCAAAGCGAUAUUGAGACCGACCUGCGAUGUACAGGUUGACGAAUAUCGUCCAAUUGCUACUCUACCACCAGCAACUGAAGAUGAAUGUCCUUGCAAGAUCAAGGCACAUGCAGGCAGAUGUCCAUUUGGAUAUGUGUUCAAGAGAGGCAGUUGCUACGAUAUUGAUGAAUGCGCAAAUGGAAAUGGCGGUUGUUCCCACGGUUGCGUGAACACUCCCGGUGGCCAUUACUGUGCUUGCCCACACGGAAUGACGAGGGAUCCGCUCGAUCCAAACACUUGCGUGAAUGCCGCAAACGCAUUUGAUCGCAUCGCACAACUUCUAGCUCAGUACCUUCAUGCUAACGCUAAACAAGCAGCUGCAGGCGUCACCGCUAAAGAUGGCGCCCAACCUUCGCAGAAAAUGAAAUACAAGGCUACAAUCAAAUCCGGCGAUGACAAAGUCAUCACAUUCGAAUGGGCGUCAAUGCCAGCAGUGGUGCGACGCGCCUUCAAAUGGCUGUUCUAAUCAUCAAACAAUUAACUUCUCAAUCACCUCAACGAGGAAAAACCCGAUCUUCAUUGAUUUGCUUUCGAGUAUGACAGUUCAAUGUACUAUGCUGUCUUACCGUUGUAUUUUUUGAUCAAAUCUUUCCCUAUUCCCUUCUUUUCUUUCCUAUUGUCCAUUGCCACAUACGUCAUUUCCUAAUAUUCAUAAUAACUGCCCUGUGUUUUCCUGCAUUGCCUUGAUAAUAAUAGAGUUCCCAUUAUUACUGGUUGAAUAAAC
Messenger RNA from Cylicocyclus nassatus, 4080 nucleotides. The record is from the annotation of a GenBank genome assembly. NCBI's taxonomy places the organism in Eukaryota, Metazoa, Nematoda, Chromadorea, Rhabditida, Strongylidae.